UGAAUACAAGAUGGUACAUGAUACAUACUAUCAAACAAAGUAAGCCAACUAGCUAAAGUCAUUUGCUCAAUACAUUUUAUCAGUCUCACUGUUAAACAAAAAAAACACAAUGACAAGAGUCAUGUGGAAAAGCUUCCAUCAAUGCUUUCCAUCAAAUCUAAUCAACCCCUCCUCCUCAGCUCCCUCCACCGCCUCCGAAGAACCUAACUUCAACCACCUUUACAACGAUACCACCACCACCAGCCACCGCAUAUCAAAGCCUAUUAUUGAAGUCAUCCCACCUUCCUCCACUACAACCACCACAACAUUCACUUCCUCCACCGGUAACUCUUCCUCCUCCUCCUCUUUGUAUGAUUCAGAUAAUUACGGUUUUGCCCCUGAAGACUCUCUCCCUCCGGACUUAACCACCGUUCUUGCCACACGUCGCUUCUUUUUCUCUUCCCCUGGCCGCUCCAACUCCAUCACCGAUUCGCCUGAUCUUCGUCCCGUCAAGAUGGAUACUACUACUCCAAGGCUUCUCGCUGGAGGAGCCGCCGUGAAACAAUACGUGCAAUCUCCUGAUCCUUACAACGACUUCCGCAGAUCAAUGCAAGAGAUGCUUGACGCCGUUACGGACGCAGAAGAUGUUCGCCGUUACGAGUUCUUGCACGAGCUGUUACGUAGUUACCUCUCACUGAAUGCAGAAGAUACACAUAAGUUCAUUAUCAGAGCUUUCUCCGACGUUCUUGUAUCUCUCUUAUCGGACGGUCACCGGAAAAACUGACGUGGCGAAAUCUUCAUGUUAAUGUAAAAGAAAAUUAGAGUCAUGUUGUGUUUUUGGGAUUAGCGCUUUAGGAUAAAAAAAAGAAAUAUAUUUUAAAUGUAAUAAUUGUGUAAUGAUACGAGAAAAUCGAGAGAGGCGUGAAGUUUUGUCUCGAUCGCAUGCAGUUUAGAUUGCUUUUUAUAUUGUUUUGUUUUUUACCUUGUUAAAUAAAUGAUGAAUCGGGGAUAUCCAUAUGUUAACAUUUGAUUGAGAAAUUA
Messenger RNA from Eruca vesicaria subsp. sativa (arugula), 1020 nucleotides. The record is from the annotation of a GenBank genome assembly. Lineage: Eukaryota; Viridiplantae; Streptophyta; Magnoliopsida; Brassicales; Brassicaceae.